Phanerochaete carnosa HHB-10118-sp is the source of this 2466-nucleotide messenger RNA. RefSeq lists its product as uncharacterized. The transcript has 3 exons. The record is from RefSeq and is a predicted model, not a curated record. Lineage: Eukaryota; Fungi; Basidiomycota; Agaricomycetes; Polyporales; Phanerochaetaceae. Bases 980 to 2230 code for a protein of 416 amino acids.
GCAGCAUUUAACGGGCGCUAACAGCGUGUAUGCAGUUUGAACCACUUCAUCCAUGUCCUCUUUAAACACUGCUUAUACACCUCUUUCUCUAGUUCCUAGUUCUCGCUAAGCUCGAAAAUCUGUUGUCUGUGUCGUACGCAAGGGAACCACACCCGGGAUGUAUGGCGAUGGGCAUGCGGCAGGCACACGAGAGGCGGAGUCAGACAUGGACGGGGACGUGCGUAUGUAUCCUAGACAUGAGAUCACGGUCGAGCGGCUGAAUAUGCUGUAGAGCAACCCAAAAUAACGCGUUCCGGUAAACAGCACGCUAGAGUGACCGUUCCAGAUAUCGCGGCCAAAGUCGCAGUUGUGCAUGCCCCUGGUCGUUCCCAGCUUCCACCUCUAAAGCGUCGCAAGUUGGGCUCCGUUCAGUCUACAUCGGUAGUAGGACAUGCGGGCGGUAAUCCUCCAAAUGCCUCAGGUUCCCAACCCUCCUCAGCAUCGACCACGCCUGCUGCAUCUCGUCGUACACGUUCCCAAGCCAAGACCAGCGAUUUGCCUUCUCAUAAGGAGCCCAGUGAUGCCCGGCGCGUAAGCGGGAUGCAGCGGAAUCCUGGACACAAAUCACCGAACCUGAACAGAUGGCCAGUAAUACAGGUACCUCUCACUCCUCAGCCCACAACGAAUCCAACUUUCUUGGAAAUCAAAACAGAACUUGAAGAGCCGCUUAUCCUUUCAGUCCCGCAAGACCCUGUUCCUGUCACCUGCGGCGUGUACCGUGUAACUCCCGUGCCAAAGUAUCGGGAUCCGAGUGCCAGAAGAGCAUGGACAACGGAUAGGUUCAAGGAGUUUCAGAGGCGCAUCCAAAUGCUGGAGAUCCCAGUGGAAGCUGGUGGCCAGAAAUUGCUGUACGUACCCGUGCUCAAUUUCUAAUGCCAUUCCUCAGCAUAUACGCAGCUCAGACGGCCUGGUAAUCAGCUGGUCGACACAGACCCCGGUCAUGGUGGACGCAGAUGGUUUUCCACAUCUUCUACCCAAACCCUCGGACCCACUGCUCAACGACCACUCUCCACCGCAAGCUUCUCGUCAUGAUGCAACUCCAGAGAUUCUGCCCAUACCAGCGACGCCUCCACUCCCUUCGUUCUCGCAGCGCCCUCAGUCCACCCGGUCAUCAUCAGAUACCGUAGUCAAUUCCGUGGAUGUAGCGAGGCAUCUGCCAACCCCCAGUCUGUCACCCCCUAUACAACAACGUCAGCCCGCCAUUGAGAGUAUGCAGAUAGGCACGCCCAGUCCAAGUAGAGCGCAGCCGUUAUCGCUAUUCGCUUUGCAUAAGCAGAAGCACGGAUCGUCCCGGCAGCACACUGGGAGCCCGUCGCAUCCGUCAUCCGGUCUGGAUUUAGGUCCGAGAGGUCCAGCAGGUACAAAGUGUCGGCCUUCUUCAGUUGACCAUGCCGCGACAGGCGAUGCUCAGAUGGACAGCAACGAUGAGCUAUGUCUGUCUCGGGAAGAACACAAGAGCGUAGCCAAGAACCAUCAGCACAGUGCGAGACAGAACGAUGUCUCCUCACCAGCGCCAGCGGACAGUCGCGCAAUGUCUAUCGAUGCAGUUGAAUCUCCUGUCCGCCGCGAAUCGAGUCAACUACCGGAGUUAAGUUUUUCUGUCGUCGACAGCUUAGCUGUGAGCAAGUGUCUGGAGGAGCCGAUAUGGACAGAAGCAGAGAUCGAAAGGCUCCAGAUAGAUGCGAUAGAGUGGCUCAGGAACUACAUCCGCGUCUUCGACACUGACCGCUCAGACCUAGCCUCUGCUUACUCCCAACAAGCACUCUUCUCCCUUCGCCAGUUCUCGUAUCUGUCUUCUCCUCCCGAGCUGCCCUCUCGCCCCGUGCCGGUGCACAUGGGAACGGCAGGCGUCCUCACCGCGCUGCUGGACCUGCCGGACUCGUUCGCAUUCAACGUACGCGACGCGGUCCCGCAAGUCAACUACGACGUCGUCAUCCUCUUCGACGUGUUCGUGUAUGCACAAGCACAUGUGCCGGGCGUAAUGCUCACGUGUUACGUCGACCCCGCGCGCUGCCCGAGUGUCGACGAGGCGCGGGGAUGGCGCUGGGUGUGCGAGAUGCAGUUUGUGCUCCGUCCAAAUAGCUGGAGUGAGGAAGACAGCUCGACCGGCGGGCUAUGGCGUCUCAUCGCUGUGUCGCAUCAGAUGACGCUGAGGAAGAUCCCACUCACAAUGGACUGGAAAUGGAUCUAACGGUUCUGCCUCGACGAAGUCCGUACAUGUCCAGAUGUUGACAAACAUUCGUUACUUAUUCUGUAUAGCUCAUGUACUACCAUGUAGCGAUUUAUGGUGUUGAAAGGUAUGAUACAAUCGGGACAAACGAGUUACUUUGGCUAUUCACUUGAAUAUAACCUUCCCUACUAAUUCCUGAUCGUUCAAGUUGGCACGAGUAACUGCAGCAGCUGCCCAGCGCAUCAUACAAGUUCUGC